CCGGAAGCGGCGUCCUGCAGCCGUGCACGCUUCUCUCUUUGGUGCCCCUGGAGUAAGUUCCAGAAACCGGCGGGCCAAUCAGAGUGAAAAUCGUUUGAAGCCCUCGCGAGAUUUGUCUUCUGCUCUUGCGCCUUUCCGAGCCGUGUUCCUCCGUUAUCUGUACAGAGAGGGAAUCAACCGGGAGCCAUGUCUCGGCGGAGGCACAGCGAUGAGAGUGAUGGAGGGCAACCUCACAAAAGGAGAAGAGCAUCUGAACCGCUUGAAAUAGAAGACCGUUUGGAGUCCUUGAUAUGUAGAGUUGGAGAGAAGAGCUCCUCAUCACUGGAGAGUAACUUGGAGGGCCUUGCUGGGGUCUUGGAAGCUGAUCUACCGAACUAUAAAAGCAUCAUCCUAAAAAUCCUCUGUGCAGUUGCACGUACUUGUCCAGAGAAAAUGACUGUUUACACUACGUUAGUGGGACUGCUGAAUGCUAGAAACUACAACUUCGGUGGGGAGUUCGUAGAAGCCAUGAUUCGUCAACUCAAAGAAACUAUCAAAUCUAAUUUGUACACAGAAGCUACAUACCUUGUACGCUUUCUGUCUGAUCUUGUGAAUUGCCACGUUAUUGCAGCACCUUCUAUGGUCGCAAUGUUUGAGAACUUUGUUGGGGUCACUCAGGAAGAAGAUAUACCUCGGGUGCGAUCUGACUGGUAUGUGUUUGCUCUCCUCUCCUCCUUACCUUGGGUUGGAAAAGAACUUUAUGAGAAGAAGGAUGUUGAGAUGGAUCGUAUUUUUUCACAAAUCGAAAGUUACCUCAAGCAACGUCAAAAACUUCAUGUGUCUAUUUUACAAAUAUGGGCAGCGGAUAAACCUCACCCACAGGAAGAGUACUUGGAUUGCCUGUGGGCACAGAUUCAAAAGCUGAAAAAGGAUCGCUGGCAAGAGAGGCACAUCCUGCGUCCUUACCUUGCAUUUGACAGCACACUGUGUGAAGCCCUGCAGCAUAACCUCCCACCCUUCACACCCCCGCCUCACACUGAGGAUUCAGUGUAUCCAAUGCCAAGGGUCAUUUUCAGGAUGUUUGAUUAUACUGAUGCCCCUGAGGGUCCAGUGAUGCCUGGAUCUCAUUCUGUUGAGCGAUUUGUUAUAGAAGAUAACCUGCACUGUAUUAUUAAGUCACACUGGAAAGAGAGGAAAACUUGUGCAGCACAGCUACUUAGCUACCCUGGCAAGAAUAAAAUUCCCUUAAAUUAUCAUAUUGUUGAGGUCAUUUUUGCAGAGUUGUUUCAGCUUCCUAUGCCUCCACAUAUUGACGUUAUGUAUACAACACUGUUAAUUGAACUUUGCAAGCUGCAGCCUGGGUCUUUACCACAAGUGCUUGCUCAAGCCACCGAAAUGCUAUACACUCGAUUGGACACGAUGAACUCUAUUUGUGUGGACAGGUUCAUAAAUUGGUUUUCUCACCACCUAAGUAAUUUUCAGUUCCGAUGGAAUUGGGAAGAUUGGUCUGACUGUCUUUCUCAAGAUCUAGAUAGACCUAAGCCUCAGUUUGUUCGUGAAGUUUUAGAGAAAUCCAUGAGGCUUUCUUACUAUCAGCGGAUAUUGGACAUCGUGCCGUCAUCCUUUUCUGCCUUGUACCCAGCAGAGCCCAAGUGUGUUAACAAAUAUGAGGAUGAGAGCAGCAGUGCUCUACCUGGAUAUGCAAUUGCUGUGGUUUUGACAAAUUCUAUAAAAAAUAAGGCUAUGAGUGAUGAUAUUUUAAAUAUUUUAAAAGAUUUACCAAAUCCUAAUCAAGAUGAUGAUGAUGAUGAAGGAAUCAGCUACAAUCCACUCAAAAUAGAGGUUUUUAUGCAGUGCCUGCUCAACUUGGCCUGUAAAUCAUUCAGUCAUUCAUUUAGUGCACUUGCAAAAUUUCAUGACGUAUUGAAAGCACUGACUGACAGUGAAGAAGGAAAGCUUCAUGUUCUGAGAGUUGCUUAUGAUGUCUGGAAAAACCAUCCCCAGAUGACUGCAGUACUUGUAGAUAAGCUUAUACGGACCCAGAUUGUUGACUGUGCUGCUGUGGCCAAUUGGAUUUUCUCACCCGAGUUAUCUCAGGAGUUCACAAGACUGUACAUUUGGGAAACUUUGCAUUCUACAAUUAGGAAAAUGAAUAAACAUGUUCAGAGAAUACAGAAGGAGUUGGAAGAUACAAAGCAAAGACUGGCCAAGCAGCACAAACGUAGAGACAAUGAUGACGACAGUGGAAGGGAGGAUGGGCCUCUGGAGGAACAAAUAGAGCGCCUACAAGAGAAAGUGGAGUCUGCUCAAAGCGAGCAGAAAAAUCUUUUCCUUGUCAUUUUCCAGCGCUUUAUCAUGAUUCUGACGGAGCACUUAGUACGCUGUGAAACUGGAGGUAUUGAUGUGAUCACUCCAUGGUACAAGAUCUGUAUAGAAAGGCUUCAGCAAAUCUUCUUACAGCAUCAUCAGAUAAUCCAGCAGUACAUGGUGACCCUGGAAAACUUGUUGUUCACAGCAGAAUUGGAUCAUCACAUCCUGACAGUCUUCCAGCAGUUCUGUGCACUACAAGCUUGAUACGAACACUGGGAUCUUGUCUGGACCUUACAAAGCUGGAGUCUAAUUGGACAUGUUACAUUUUUUUUAAUGAAAACAUUGGAUGACACAUUUUAAAUGUGGUUCUAGUAGAUUAAAGGAAUACUUUUUUUUGCUAGUAUUUAAAAUAAUCAGGCUUCAGUGUAGGAAUACAAUAUGGAAUUCUAGCAUAAAAUACCUUUUUUCUUUUGGAUUAUCCAUGAAGCUUUAGCAUUCAUGUGGUUUUUGAUUUCCCCUCAUCUUUGUAGUCCUAUUUCAGACUAUUUUAAUGUAUUGUUAUGACUUCUUGUUGCUAUGUGAAGAUAGGAAUCCAGUUUUGUAAAGGGGCUGUACAACAUGUAUUCUUUUUUUUUUUUUUUAUCUACAAAUAUAUUGGAGUUGUGAAACUUAAUUUGCCUGCUUUUUUUCCCCCCAUGAAAUGUCUUUAUUUUUGACAAAUGUCUCAAUUUGAAUACAGAAAAUACUUUGUUU
Nanorana parkeri is the source of this 3042-nucleotide messenger RNA. It is a transcript of the gene NCBP1, whose product is annotated as nuclear cap binding protein subunit 1. The record is from RefSeq and is a predicted model, not a curated record. Lineage: Eukaryota; Metazoa; Chordata; Amphibia; Anura; Dicroglossidae. Gene Ontology annotation, molecular function: RNA cap binding; mRNA binding; protein binding. Gene Ontology annotation, cellular component: nucleus; nuclear cap binding complex. The transcript has 23 exons. Gene Ontology annotation, biological process: mRNA export from nucleus; regulation of mRNA processing; nuclear-transcribed mRNA catabolic process, nonsense-mediated decay. The coding region runs from base 187 to 2553 and encodes 788 amino acids.